AUGAAACUAGUCCUUUCCCUCUCCUUCCUUGCGGCCGGCUUGGACCUCGCCUCCGCUCGACCAGCAAACCUUCAUAUCAGUCGAAACCAUGGCCGAGACAUGGUUUCUUCCGCCGGAUCACACAAGCAAAUCCGUUCCGGACCUGUGUGGAAUACUCAACUUGGCCGUCGUGAAGUGCCGCAAGAACAUUCGCAUGAGAAAUUCCUUACUCUCGUCGAUCAAUUCCUCCAGAUGGACAACCCAGAUGGUAUUGUCAGUUCAGUCUUCGGUCUCUUGGGCAACGCCGCUGCCGCCGCUGGCCAGGGCCAAAUCUCCAACACGGAUUGUCUGCAACAAGCCACCGCCGAUCGAGCCUUCACCAACGCUAAAGCUGCUGGCUCCGUCGAGGGAAUGACAGGAGCCUUGAUCUACCGGGCUCUAGAGAGAAAUACCGGUGCCGUGGGCCAGGCAUCGGUCCCUUGCACGGCCAUUCAAGCCGUGAAUCAUGAGAUUGCUGCCAUUUCUCAACAUCAGGAUCCUGCUUCAGACAAUGCGGCCGCCGUGAACAAAGCUAUUGUCCUCGAGCUUGCGGUACAGAUCUCCAACAUCGGAGGCAAUCCGCUGGAUGCUCUACAAUCCGGCACAUUUGCUCCAGGAUCGAUUGGUGACCCCACCGCCCAGGGCAAUAGCUGUGACGAUCCAAAUGACCCGGAGGGAUGCAUUUUCACCCAGAAUCUCCUUAUCGAGGACGCCACCGAGGAUGAAAUCAACGCUGCUGUUGCUGCCUCGGGCUCAGCUGGCGCAGCCGCAGAAUGCACUCCUCCCCCUCCUCCCCCCCCGGACUGCAGUGAUGCGGUGUCAUCUGCCCUGGCGUCUGUCUCUGCCCCGACCACGGCCGCCGUCGAGGCUUCUACGACUACCACGGCUGCUGUCGAGACCUCGACGACUGCCAGCGCCGGUUCCUCGACCUUGGAUUUCGGAUCAUGCUCGGAUCCGACCAUUAUCUUUGCGGACGGACUGGAUGGUCGAGAUGAGCCAGCCUUCGAGCCUCAUAGCCUCUCGGAUUUCCCGCAUGGCUCCGCACUGGGUAUCAAGGUCAUCACUGACUUCAUCUGCCAACAGCUCAACGACAAGUGCAAGGCGCCACCAGUUACCAUCGAUGCCUGCAACUCCGGCGCCACAGCCGCACAAGGCGCCACUGGUCAGGCCGCUGCUGAUGCGUUCAAUACUGCCCUGGGAUUUUAG
This is a messenger RNA of Rhinocladiella mackenziei CBS 650.93, 1224 nucleotides long. RefSeq lists its product as uncharacterized. The record is from RefSeq and is a predicted model, not a curated record. Bases 1 to 1224 code for a protein of 407 amino acids. The transcript has 2 exons. Lineage: Eukaryota; Fungi; Ascomycota; Eurotiomycetes; Chaetothyriales; Herpotrichiellaceae.